Etheostoma cragini (Arkansas darter) is the source of this 2344-nucleotide messenger RNA. RefSeq names its product membrane-bound transcription factor peptidase, site 2 (gene mbtps2). The transcript is spliced from 10 exons. Gene Ontology annotation, molecular function: protein binding; metalloendopeptidase activity. The record is from RefSeq and is a predicted model, not a curated record. Gene Ontology annotation, biological process: regulation of response to endoplasmic reticulum stress; membrane protein intracellular domain proteolysis. Gene Ontology annotation, cellular component: membrane; cytoplasm. NCBI's taxonomy places the organism in Eukaryota, Metazoa, Chordata, Actinopteri, Perciformes, Percidae. The coding region runs from base 245 to 1684 and encodes 479 amino acids.
UUGAUCUUUAAAAAGAAAGAAGAAGAAACAGCUACCCGGAAGCUUGUCACACAAUAAGCGAUGGUGCUGACGGUUCUUUUCAUGUCUCACAACAAACCCUUCUUUCCUUCAUAAUUGAUAUAGAAAGUGAAGGUGUUUAUGCAGCGCUAACCAUGUGUGAGUGCGUGGUAAAGAGCAGGCCGGCGGAGUGAUGGAGAGACCGCAGUUAGCUUCAGUGUGUCCGCGGAGAGUCCUCUGAUGCACCAUGAUCCCUGUGCCUCUGCUGGUGUGUGUGAUGGGAGUGUGGUGUGCUGUCUACCUCGCCGACACACUGCUCCGGUCGUCCGUGACACAUCGGAUCAGCUACGAGUCGUGGUUGGCGAGCCGAGGGCUGAUGUUGUCUCCUUUCCACCUGAGAUGGCAGACCACCAUGUUCAACCGUCUGUUUGCGUACUGCGCCCGCAUCAACCCCCGAGCCCAGUACCUGUGGUUCAACAGCGGUCUGGUGUUUGGUGUAGUUGCCAUGGUGGGCUCGGUGGUGCUGCUGACACAGACACUGCAGCAGACGCUCGCUCAGAUGACCACAGACAACCCUCGGAUCGGAAGUCAGCAGGCCCUGCAGGUGGUGGUCCCUGGUGUCAAUCUGCCCACCAGUCAGCUGGCCUACUUCUUCAUCGCCCUGCUGCUCAGCGGAGUUAUACAUGAGCUGGGCCACGCUGUGGCAGCAUUGAGGGAGCAAGUCCGAGUCAACGGUUUCGGCAUCUUUGUGUUUGUGGUGUAUCCCGGUGCAUUUGUGGACCUCUUCACCACACACCUCAACAUCAUAUCCCCCGCUCAGCAGCUCCGCAUCUUCUGUGCCGGAGUGUGGCACAACUUUGUUCUGUGCGUGGCAGCAUUAGCCUUCCUCUUCCUGUUGCCCCUGUUUCUGUUUCCCAUGUACUCCACCGGCGGCGGUGCGCUGGUCACCGAGGUUGUGCAGGGCUCUGCGGCUGACGGUCCCCGGGGUCUCUCAGUCGGGGACAUAGUGACCGGGCUGGAGGACUGUCCGGUCAGGGGAGUGGAUGACUGGAGCACCUGCUUGUCUCGCAUUUCUCUCACCCCACAGACUGGAUACUGUGUCCCCGGCGCCAGCCUGCAGCCCAGCUGGGCCCACGGACGAGGUGAGUGUGCUGUUCGUACAGUGAGGGCACCCGAAGGUUCAGUCAAAUACGCCUGCGUGCCGGUGCGUAAGAUGGUGACGGGGACGCGAGUGUGUCAUACCAACGACGACUGCGCCGCACGCUCCCACGCCGCCAGCAUUUGCGUCACUCCAUCUCUGGAGAACCAGACUCGCUUCAUCCGUGUCACACACCCGCCCAACACACACAUGCUGUUUGUGGGGUACCCGCCGCACCUUCAGUACGCUGUGAGUCUGACCAACUUUCUGCCCCGCUUCGGUUUCCUCCACCUGGAUCUGCCUGUUUUCUUGGAGACCUUCUGCAAAUACGUGGUGUCUCUCUCAGGUGCGUUAGCAGUAGUGAACUCCGUGCCGUGCUUCGCGCUUGACGGUCAGUGGAUGCUGAACGCACUGCUGGAGGCAACGCUGGUAACUGUGGUAACGGACCGUCAAAAGCGCGAGCUGAUCGGUUUCUCCCUGCUGCUCGCGGGCAGCGCCCUGCUGGCAGCCAACGUGGCGCUGGGCCUGUGGAUGGUCACGGCGCGGUAGCCACAGCGGGGAGCGGCCCUGGGAAGACAAAGAACUGAAAGAAUAAAACCCCACGUGGGCCGAGAGUUGUUCUCUCAGGUUGUGCUUGACAUGCGUGGACCAUUAAACUGAACAUACGGGGAACAGGCUGCAUUACCCAGCAGUGCUGUCCAAUUUCAGGAGACUGUUGAGCAGAACAUUAAUCUGCCUUUAAGGCUGUACUCGACCACCAGGGAAAACAACAGCUCUUUCCACCGUGGUGCCGUAUACUUAAAAAAAAAAAGAAGCACAUAUACAAAUAAGUGAUGCACUUGCCGUAAAGCACUGUCCUAUGUGACCGUUUUUACAAAGACUGAACAAUCUUUCCAGUAGUUAAUAUCUGUGUGAAGUUUAAGAGAAACCAACUCAUAUGUUCCUGUUGACAAGGUUUUUGGUGUUUUCAACCCCCAACAUCUCCUUCCAGGAGGCAAGGCAACUUUGGAGGAAAAAAACACCAUUGAGCUGUUGACACACAGUUUUACUCAAUCUCGAUGUGCUGCAGAGGUGCCCAUGGAAGUAAAGUUGAUCUGAGAAGAUAAGAACAAAAGAAGUUUAAAACGCGUACGAGUUAUUGGCAAAUGCAUGGCAAUACCUUGAAUUUCUACUACAUAUCACUGUUGGAAUAAAUGUACUACCUAAUAU